AUGGCUGAUCCAGUCAACUCAUCCGCUCCACGAUGGGGGCAAAUUCGCAUUGCUGAGCUUCUCGACAGGGCUCAACCAGCACAUAAUUCGCAGAUUGGUGAAUUCGGGCCUACAUUCAUUUCCAUGGACUUUGUGGAAAAACUAGGCUUGAAACCCUUGCCUUCGACACCUGGCGCCUGGAAGCAGAGAUCUGCCCGCUAUCCAAAGAGUCGCAUGGCGAAGUUGGCAGCAGAGAUGGGGACGAUUUUUGGCUCGAUGAUUCUGAAGGAGAACGCUGUGCUUGGCCAGACGCGAGAACCUCUCAAUUCUCCGACUUCUUGGAACGCUGGACUUUCCGCCCAAUCUGAGGUAUCCGGCGAGAGAUGGCACUCAGGGAUAGGAAAUCUCUUAGGAAACUCCCUGAAACAAAUGGUCCGUGGCAUAGUAUACUCUCUUCUGAAAACUAGCUAA
Colletotrichum paranaense is the source of this 450-nucleotide messenger RNA. RefSeq lists its product as uncharacterized. NCBI's taxonomy places the organism in Eukaryota, Fungi, Ascomycota, Sordariomycetes, Glomerellales, Glomerellaceae. Bases 1 to 450 code for a protein of 149 amino acids. The record is from RefSeq and is a predicted model, not a curated record. The transcript has a single exon.